AUCAGCUGUGUCCAAUCACAGCUGAUCACUGAUGAUCAGUGUGGCCCCAGCAGUGCCACCUGUCAGUGCCUUGUGUCAGUGCUCAUCAGUGCCUCAUGCCAGUGCCCAUUAGUGCCACAUAUCAGUGCCUACCAGUGCACAUCAAUGCCACAUAUCAGUGCCCAUCUGAGCUGCCUUUCAGAGUCACCCAUCAGUGCCAGUCAGUGCCACCUAUCAAUGCCAAUCAGUGCCACCUAUCAGUGCUGCCAAUCAGUGCCGCCUAUC
Messenger RNA from Staurois parvus, 264 nucleotides. NCBI's taxonomy places the organism in Eukaryota, Metazoa, Chordata, Amphibia, Anura, Ranidae. The record is from the annotation of a GenBank genome assembly.